CCAAGCUCUCCCCGAAACGGCCGGACAGUCGUUGCGUCGUUGAAGCAGCCUCCUCAACGAGCCGUCAGACGAUCGAAGCGAGAGGUUCCGUCGCCGUCCGGGACCUCGAAAUAUCGUUAAAAUAAGGAGUCUUGAAGGAAGUCUUGGAUUUGCAUGAAUAGCCGUCUCAUGCAAGUUUCAAGCUUUGCCCUCAAGAAAUUAGAAUACGCUUGAGCAGCUGUUUUUAGAUUGCAUAGAGAAUCAUAGAGCUAAAGCCGUCAGAUAAGCUAACAUAACUCAAGAUGGAGGGAAACAUUGUUGUGAAGGAAGUGCGGAUCCUGGAGACUGCUGAUGACAUCCAGGAUCGACGAGAGCAAGUGCUCUCUCGGUACUCUCAGUUCCGUUCGGAUGCUCGCCUGAAGAGGGAAAAGCUUGAGGAUUCUCGCAAGUUCCAGUACUUCAAACGUGAUGCUGAUGAACUGGAAUCAUGGAUCCACGAGAAACUCCAGGCUGCUUCUGACGAGAGCUACAAGGAUCCCACCAACCUUCAGGCUAAGAUCCAGAAGCACCAGGCCUUUGAGGCUGAGGUGGCUGCCCACUCCAAUGCCAUUGUGGUCUUGGACAACACUGGCUCAGAGAUGAUCAGUCACCAGCACUUUGCCUCGGAUGUCAUUAGGCAGAAGCUUGAUGAGUUACACCGUCUGUGGGAGCUUCUCCUGAGGCGUCUAGCCGACAAGGGCAUGAGGCUCCAACAGGCCCUGGUACUGGUGCAAUUCCAGCGGCAAUGUGACGAAGUCAUGUACUGGAUCAAUGAUAAGGAGACGUUUGUAACUUCGGAGGAAUUUGGCAUUGACUUGGAGCAUGUGGAAGUUCUCCAGCGCAAGUUUGAUGAGUUCCAGAAAGACAUGGCUGCCCAGGAAUACAGGGUCACUGAGGUUAACACCUUGGCCGAAAAGCUGAUUACUGAAGGCCACCCCGAAGUGGAUGUCAUCAACAAGAGGAAGAAGGACCUGAACGAGGCCUGGCAGCGACUGCGUCAGUUUGCUCUCACCCGACAGGAGAAAUUGUUUGGUGCCCAUGAAAUUCAGAGAUUUAACAGGGAUGCAGAUGAAACCAUUGCUUGGGUAGCUGAAAAGGAUGUAGUUUUGUCCUCUGAUGACUAUGGCCGUGACCUAGCCUCUGUCCAGACCCUCCAGCGCAAGCACGAAGGUUUAGAGCGUGACCUUGCUGCUCUGGAGGACAAGGUGUCCACCCUAGGGGAAGAGGCCACUCGUCUCUGUGGCAUCCAUACUGACCACGCUGAGCAGAUCAAGGCUAAACUAGCAGAGAUUGAGCAUUCUUGGUCUACUUUGACUGCCAAGGCCCAGGAACGACGCAGGCGCCUGGAUGAUUCCUACUAUCUGCAUAGGUUCCUUUCCGACUUCCGUGAUCUCAUCUCGUGGAUCAAUGACAUGCGGGCAAUCAUCUCUGCAGAUGAGCUGGCCAAGGAUGUUGCUGGAGCUGAAGCUCUUCUUGAACGCCACCAAGAGCACAAGGGUGAAAUUGAUGCCCGUGAAGACAGCUUCAAGAGCACUCAUGCUGCCGGUGAGAUGCUGGUAGAAAAGGACCAUCAUGCUGCAACUGAGGUGAAAGAGAAGCUGGGCACCUUGACACAAGAAAAGGCUGCUCUCCUUGCCUUGUGGGAGGAGCGACGCAUCCUGUAUGAGCAGUGCAUGGACCUGCAACUCUUCUACAGGGACACUGAACAGGCUGACACCUGGAUGGCCAAGCAAGAAGCUUUCCUGGAGAAUGAGGACUUGGGAGAUUCCAUUGAUUCUGUUGAAGCUCUGAUCAAGAAGCAUGAGGACUUUGAGAAGUCUCUUGCUGCUCAGGAGGAGAAGAUUAAGGCUCUGGAUGAAUUUGCAACCAAGCUCAUUGAGGGCCAGCACUAUGCAGCUGAUGAUGUUGCCCAGAGGCGUGAACUGCUGCUUGAGCGGCGCACUGCUUUGCUGGAGAUGUCUGCACGCCGCCGAGCCAUGCUAGAGGAUUCUUACCGGCUGCAGCAGUUUGAGAGAGACUGUGAUGAGACCAAGGGAUGGAUCAAUGAGAAGCUUAAAUUUGCUACAGAUGACAGCUAUUUGGAUCCAACCAACUUGAAUGGAAAAGUGCAGAAACACCAAAACUUUGACCAGGAACUGAGUGCCAACAAGUCUCGUAUUGAGGAAAUCAUAUCAACUGGCAAAGAACUCCUGGAAAGCAAGCACUAUGCCAGUGAAAGGAUUGGUAGUCGUAUGGAGGAAAUAGUUCAGCUCUGGACCUCCCUUGAGGAAGCUACACGCAGCAAGGGCUCAAAGCUUGAGGAGGCUUCUCAACAGCAGCAGUUCAACCGAGGAGUGGAGGAUAUUGAGCUCUGGCUUUCAGAGAUUGAGGGCCAGCUUAUGAGUGAAGAUUAUGGAAAAGACCUGACUGGAGUGCAAAAUCUUCUGAAGAAGCAUGCCCUUCUGGAAGCAGAUGUCAGCUCCCACCAAGACAGGAUUGAUGGGGUGCGCAUUGCUGCAGAUCAGUUUGUUGACCGCGGACAUUUUGAUGCUGAGAACAUCAAGGCUAAGCAGCUAGCUCUGCAAGAGCGCUACAAUGCUCUUCAGAAACCAAUGGGUCUCCGCAAGGAACGACUCAAGGACUCUCUCCUUGUACAGCAGCUUUUCAGGGACAUUGAUGAUGAAGAGGCCUGGAUCAGGGAAAAAGAACCCAUUGCCGCUUCCACCAACCGAGGUCGGGAUCUGAUUGGAGUCCAAAAUCUUAUCAAGAAGCAUCAAGCUGUAUUGGCAGAAAUUAACAACCAUGAACACCGCAUCACUGCUGUUACUACCUCUGGGGAAGAGAUGAUUGGAGAUGGACAUUUUGCAGGUGAAGAGAUCAAGCAGAGGGUGAAUACUCUGAGCCAGCACUGGGCACAGUUGAAGGAGCGUGCCAACCAACGUCGUCAGGAUCUCGAGGAUUCCCUUCAGGCACACCAGUACUUUGCUGAUGCUAAUGAAGCUGAAUCUUGGAUGAAGGAGAAGGAACCCAUUGCUGCAGGUGGGGACUUUGGCAAAGAUGAAGACUCAGCUGAGGCUCUGCUGAAGAAGCAUGAGGCUCUCAUGAGUGAUCUGGAGGCCUUCAGCUCAACAAUCACUGCCCUUGAUGAACAGGCUGCAGCUUGUCGCCAGCAGGAGGUCCCAGUUAUGGACAUCACUGGAAAGGAGUGUGUUGUGGCUCUCUAUGACUACACUGAGAAAUCUCCAAGGGAAGUUUCCAUGAAGAAGAAUGAUGUGCUCACUCUUCUCAAUGCAACCAACAAGGAUUGGUGGAAGGUGGAAGUUAAUGACCGCCAAGGCUUUGUGCCAGCUGCAUAUGUCAAGAAGAUUGACUCAGGCCUAACAGCCUCCCAGCAAAACCUGGCUGACAGCAAUUCUAUUGCUGCUCGCCAAAACCAGAUCAAGGCACAAUAUGAGAAUCUGAUGGCCAUGGCUCGUGAACGCCAAAAGAAGCUUAGUGAGACUGUGCAGGCCUAUGUGUUGGUGCGUGAAGCUGCGGAGUUGGCUCAGUGGAUCAAGGACAAGGAGCAGCAUGCCCAGAUUGAGGAUGUUGGUGAAGACCUUGAGCAGGUUGAAGUACUGCAGAAGAAGUUUGAUGACUUCAAAACUGACUUGCAAGCCAAUGAGGUUCGCCUUGCUGAGAUGAAUGAGAUUGCAAUGCAGCUGAUGAGUCUUGGCCAGACAGAAGCUGCUCUUAAGAUCCAGACUCAGAUUGAGGAGCUCAACACUAAAUGGAAUUCACUUCAGCAAAUGGCACAGGAGCGUCAGUUCCAACUUGGAUCAGCUCAUGAAGUGCAGCGAUUCCAUCGUGAUGUAGAUGAAACCAAGGAUUGGAUCCAGGAGAAGGAUGAAGCUUUGAACAAUGAUGACUGUGGCAAAGACUUGCGCUCUGUACAAGCUCUACAGCGCAAACAUGAAGGUCUGGAGCGUGAUCUUGCUGCCCUUGGCGACAAAAUCCGCCAGUUGGAUGAGACUGCCAACCGACUCAUGCAGACCCAUCCUGAUGCUGCUGACACCAUCUAUGGAAAGCAGAGGGAGAUCAAUGAGCUGUGGACUCAGUUAACUGCAAAGGCCAAUGCCCGCAAGGAGAAGCUCUUGGACUCUUAUGACCUGCAGCGCUUCCUCAGUGACUACCGUGAUCUGAGCUCUUGGAUUGCUUCCAUGAUGGGUCUUGUUAGCUCUGAUGAGCUGGCUACAGACGUGACUGGUGCUGAAGCCCUUCUGGAGAGACAUCAGAACUUCCGUGCCGAGUUUGACUCUCGCUAUGGUAUCCCUCAGGAACACCGCACAGAAAUUGAUGCCAGAGCUGGCACCUUCCAGGCUUUCGAGCUCUUUGGUCAUCAGCUCCUGCAGUCGGGCCACUUUGCCUCUGCUGAAGUGCAGGAGAAGCUGGACGCCAUGAACGAAGCUCGGCAGGAACUCGAAAGGGCUUGGAUUGCACGGCGCAUGAAGUUGGACCAAUGCUUGGAAUUGCAGCUGUUCUACCGUGACUGUGAACAGGCAGAAAACUGGAUGUCAUCUAGGGAAGCCUUCCUAUCCUCUGAUGAAGCUGAUGCCAAGUCAGACAAUGUUGAAGCUCUUAUCAAGAAGCACGAGGACUUCGAUAAGGCUAUCAAUGCACAAGAAGAGAAGAUUGCUGCACUCAACCUCUUUGCUGAUCAGUUGGUUGCUGCCUGA
Penaeus indicus is the source of this 4712-nucleotide messenger RNA. It is a transcript of the gene alpha-Spec, whose product is annotated as spectrin alpha chain-like. Gene Ontology annotation, cellular component: cortical actin cytoskeleton; cell projection; plasma membrane. Gene Ontology annotation, biological process: actin cytoskeleton organization. Gene Ontology annotation, molecular function: actin filament binding. Lineage: Eukaryota; Metazoa; Arthropoda; Malacostraca; Decapoda; Penaeidae. The record is from RefSeq and is a predicted model, not a curated record. The transcript has 13 exons. Bases 282 to 4712 code for a protein of 1476 amino acids.